GUGAACCUGCACCCCAGCAGCGUGAUUUACCCUCAGCUGCCGACGGCGCUGUCAAGGGAGGAGGGUUUGGCCUUCGGCAGCAUCCUCCAGACGCACAUGCCUUUCCUGACGCAUGUGACACGCUGCCCCGUCGUCCCUGUUGUGCUGCUGUGCGCCGUUCGUGUAGACAUGGCGGAGGACUGCCGUAUGCUGAUUUGCGACCAGUGGCUUCAACUUACCUUCGUGGACACGGAAGAGCUACUUUGCUUGAUCGAGGAUGCUCUGCUGUUGAGGUUUUCUAUCCAGAGCGCCCUGGACAGGGAGGUCUUGGAUCUCUUCGAGGUCGAUUGUGAUGACGACGUGCCCUGCGACGCCGGGGAUGCGCAGGCCGAUCUGGAGUCGCAGACCCGGCGUGCGCCGGCCAGACUCAGGCGUGCAGUGCAAGGAUUACCGGGCAAGCAACUCAAAGGCUACGACCUAACUCGCCGUGCUCUCACCUUCUGGCAUCGGAAGGCGGAAUUCAGCUGGCAGACUCUCAUGCCGAAUGAGUAUGCGGCCUUCAGAGGCGGCGACACCGCGGAGGCACCGCUGGCAGCGGGCGCUGGAAGUUGGCUUCACUUUGGAAGCAUCUCAGAGGAAAGCGUGAAACCUGAAAGCUCCUUAGUCUCGGACCACCUGACUGUGGCCUACAGCU
Messenger RNA from Symbiodinium necroappetens, 673 nucleotides. Lineage: Eukaryota; Dinophyceae; Suessiales; Symbiodiniaceae. The record is from the annotation of a GenBank genome assembly.